CGGAAGCGGAGGCGCCGACAUGGCGGAGCCCUUGCACGAGGAGCUCUCGGCUCUCGCCGCGAUUUUCUGCGGGCCCCGCGAGUACGAGGUGCUGAGCCGCUCAGAGAAAGAUGGGACCGUGUUCAGAAUUCACACAAAAGCUGAAGGCCUUUCGGAUGAGGAUAUACCCUUAGAGUUGGUGUUCCAUUUACCGGUCAAUUACCCUUCAUGUCUGCCCGGUAUCUCAGUUAACUCGGAACAUUUGACCAGAGGCCAGUGUGUGGCUGUGAAAGAGAAGCUGCUUCAACAGGCGGAGCGUCUGUUGCCGGAGCCCAUGGUUCACGAGCUUGUGCUUUGGAUCCAGCAGAAUCUCAGGCUUGUUCUCAGCCGGCUGGAAGCUGGACGUGGCAGUGAGCAGUGCACUUUCCCAAUAAGCCCAACUGUGGAUGAUGGAUUGUGGGUAACUCUUUUGCAUUUAGAUCACAUGAGAGCAAGGACAAAAUACAUCAAAACUGUGGAGAAGUGGGCUUCAGAUUUAAGGCUGACGGGAAGACUGAUGUUCCUGGGCAAAAUAAUACUGAUUUUACUGCAAGGAGACAGAAACAGCAUCAAGGAAUACCUGGUUCUUCAGAAAACCUCCAAAGUAGAUGUGGACUCAAAUGGAAAGAAAUGCAAAGAGAAAAUGAUGAGUGUACUGUUUGAGACAAAAGUACAGAUGGAACACAAAAGGUUUCUGGCAUUUGAAGUCAAAGAAUAUUCAACAUUGGAUGAGUUACAAAAGGAAUUUGCAACUGCAGGACUUAAGGAGCUUUUCUCUGAAUUUGUACUUGGGCUGGUAAAAUGAAAUUAAUGACAAGAAUCUUUUGGUAAAUCAGCACUGUGUUUUGUUGUUGUUUUUGCAUUGGAUUUGGGAAAUGGCUAAUCGAAAUAGUCAUAAGGGAACAAUUUUAAAGUUUCCCUGUAGCAAAAUCACUGCAAUUUCAGAAACAAAAGCCAAUUCUGUUUUAUGGAAUAUUAAACAUGAAAAGCAUCCAUAUUUUCUAAUGUUUGCUAGGAAAGACUAAGUUCAAUAGAUGGAACGUUAUUUGGAACACAGAUUAAAAAAAGAUGUUGCUAAAUGAGCCCUUGUUUUUGUAUAGACAGUUUGUUUAAAAUGAUGCAAUUUUCUGGCUAAAUUUUUAGUAAUUAAAUGAUUAAAAAUAAGUUUGUUUUCAUAUUUACUCUUUUCUGUGUUUACAUUUUUAGCAUUUAAUCAUGAUUUUUCUCCAUUUAGCUUAUUAUGCCUAAUGCUUGAAGUUGAUUGUUAGGAAAAAUGUAACACUGAUUUCUUUGUGGAAUUAUAUAAAUCUCUGUUAAAACCAAACCAAAGAUGUUUUAUAGAACCUGAUUUAUAAUUGUUUUGUUUGUAGUUCCAUGUAUUUGGUAGCUAAAGGAUGAGGAAAUCUAUUUAAAUUAAAAUUCUUAUUUGAAAAACGCAACUUCUAGUUUUACAAGGGGAGAAAAGUUCAUCAAAAAUGAACUUGGCUUCCUGGAAAGAAAUUGUAUUAUGACACUGUUUUUCAUUAUGAGAUCUUUUAGCUCAUGAUAAAAUAUAUUAUGACUUGAGAAGAAAGGAAUUAACAAAUAAAAGCUUAUGUUAAAAUGUGUAACAAGAACCAUGAGGCUGUCAGGCAUGGUGGUGCACGCCUACAAUCCCAGCAUGCAGGAGGCCGAGGCAGG
Molecule: messenger RNA, 1698 nt
Organism: Octodon degus (degu)
Lineage: Eukaryota; Metazoa; Chordata; Mammalia; Rodentia; Octodontidae
Gene: Rwdd3
Product: RWD domain containing 3
Exons: 4
Coding region: 20-823 (267 amino acids)
Biological process (GO): positive regulation of protein sumoylation; positive regulation of hypoxia-inducible factor-1alpha signaling pathway
Molecular function (GO): protein binding
Source: RefSeq, a predicted model, not a curated record